AUUCAUACCUCAAUACUCAGCUCUGUUUUAUUGUCAGUCUUAUAAAAAAUUAAUUUAACAUAUUAUCUUUAAAGACAAUUGAAUUACUGUGGCCACGCUUUUUAUGCUUUCUUUCCUGAUGAGUCUUAAAACGUGAAAAUAAUUUUUGUUCUUCCCGUGAUAGCUUUGACUCCACGGGUUCGGGAGGGAUCAGGUCAGGCCUGGAAGAACCAGCUCCCCUUCUCUCCACGUUUCCAAGUAGCAGCCAGCCCAGGGCUUCCUCCCCCACGUCACUUCCAUUGGUGACCGGGCACGCCUAUCAGAGUCCAGCCGGUGCCGAAGCGUUCCCUAACCGUGCGUUCCGUAGGAAGUGUAAUUCCUGGGCGGUCCUCCAUUGGACCGAGCCGCUGUCAGUCGGGCUGCCUCACGUUGAGCCCCGUCCUCCUCCCCGGCUCCGUGUCUGCACAGACAGCCGUCAUAUUGGCUGCUCCAGGCACAGAAGAGGAGCCCCACCAUGAUGAGAAACGGGCUUUCGCGGCGUUUGAAGAACUGUUUAGCUUUUAAAUCACUCUGACCACCAGUGUUUUUAGGGAUAUAUUUUAAAAUAAUCGGGAUGAUACCAUUAAGUAUCUGUGUUCGUUCUGCGCUUUCGUUUGACGCCGAGGUCCUCUGGGGGGGAGACAUGCCCGACUUUUCUUCAUAGCCUUUUUUUGCAGACAAAGAGCCGUUGAGUAGGGCUACCAGAAAGCACACGGGUCCAAGGGGCUCCUUUUCCUGGAGACGGUGGGCAACAUGUGGAGCAGCCUGAAGAGCAGAUGCCAGACUCUCUUCCACAGUACAGGAUCCACUGAAAGCAGAGUUGAGGUAGAAACUGUCCAGUGUGUGGUGGAUCUUGGCGAAGGAGGCAGCUUGGUUGAGGCUCAGGGCCCUGCCGCCUCCAGCCCGUCAUGGAGCCUCAUGCCAGUGCCAGUGGUCGCCACAGGACGCCGCCAUCAUAACUGCGUGUCAGACAUCCCGCAGAUUGUAGAGAUCUCUGUCGACAAGGACUCUGAGGAUGCCAGAGGACUCUCAGGCGGUGUUCCCAUGGCACGGAGAGACUCGUAUUCCCGACACGCUCCGUGGGGGGGCAAGAAAAAGCACUCAUGUUCCACUAAAACCCAGAGCUCUUUGGAGGCAGACAGGCGGUCUGGCCGGUUGAGAGGCUGUGGGAACCGCAGGGAUAGGCGUUAUGGAAUUAGCUCCAUUCAGGAGAUCAAUGACUCUGGAUCUGGAGGACGAAGUCUGAAUACUCGUUCUUUGCGCCAGCGGCUGAGUGAUACAGUUGGGCUUUGCUUACCUCUACCUGCUCGCCGACGCUCGCACUCUAAGAGCCCUGUUAACUCCAAACGGAAAAUUCACCUCACAGAGCUCAUGCUGGAGACCUGCCCAUUCCCACCGGGCUCCGACCUCGCUCACAAGUGGCACCUGAUCAAGCAGCACACGGCACCGGUCAGUCCGCAUUCCUCUACUGCCCUGCUGGAUGCCUUCGACCCGGCCCACCCCUCACCAGAAGACGAGGAGGAACGUUUGCGUGAGCGCCGCAGGCUUAGCAUCGAGGAAGGCGUUGACCCACCUCCUAAUGCACAGAUCCACACCCUGGAGGCCUCAGUGCCGGGUCCCUCUCUCUUCAAACUAGGACCAAAGAUGACUCCUGGCAUGGGAGAGGUCUCUGGGGAAGCACGUGCCAGUGGUUCUUCCAGUUCUGUGGGUGUGGGAUCAUCAGGGCCAUGUGGGCAGAUGAUUGGGCCUGCAGCAUCAACCCAGGACUGUGAUUCUGAGGAGGAUUCAACCACCUUAUGUCUCCAAGCUAGAAGGCCUAAGCAGAGGCACGCCUCUGGAGAUGGUCACCAGAGCCGGCAGCAGCCUGGACCCUGGAAGGUUCACACCCAGAUUGACUAUAUCCACUGUCUGGUGCCAGACCUGUUGCAGAUUACAGCUCUGCCCUGUUACUGGGGCGUGAUGGACCGAUAUGAGGCCGAGGCGCUGCUAGAUGGACGACCAGAGGGGACCUUCCUGUUGCGUGACUCAGCCCAGGAGGACUACCUUUUCUCCGUCAGCUUCCGACGUUACAAUAGAUCUCUGCACGCACGCAUCGAGCAGUGGAACCACAACUUCAGCUUCGACGCUCAUGACCCGUGCGUUUUCCAUUCUUCCACCGUCACAGGACUGCUCGAGCACUACAAGGACCCCAGCGCGUGCAUGUUUUUUGAGCCACUGCUUACAGUGCCUCUCAACCGGACCUUCCCUUUCACCCUGCAGCACCUGGCUCGAGCCGCCAUCUGUCGCUGGACCACAUACGAUGGUAUAGGCUCUCUGCCGCUGCCCCCCGCCAUGCAGGACUUUCUCAAGGAAUAUCACUAUAAACAGAAAGUACGAGUUCGUUGGCUAGAGAGGGAGCCACCACUCAAGGUUAAAUAAGACUGGCUUCUCCGCUGCCUGCACACUUUCUGCAGGAGGAUUACAGAACUUACAGAAAUUCCUCAGUAGCCCGUUAGAGGCCACACUGAUGUGGCUUUCUUUCUAUUGGAGAAUAGAAUUAAGUAUAACAAGCUAAUACAAAGUUCAUUCUAAUCUUUGUUUUUGGUAUUACUUACACCACUGAGAAAACAUGAUUAUAUUGAGUGUAAUGCUGUCUGUCAAGCACGUUUUUAAGAUGAACAGGUUGUUUUGACAUGGAGGAAAAGGCCCAUUGUGUCUUUUCUCUGCUAUUUUUGUGCUAAACGUCUGUGCUGAACCCACACCACCUCGUAGACCUACCUGCAUGGCCACCCUCUCUUCAUACCAGAUUACUGUUUCAAGCUGUACAGUUCACUUCCUGCGUUCCUGCUUUUCGCCAUUUACCUUCAGAAACACUUUGUAGAGCACCUGACUGGGGCUGGGUGUGUGUGAGCCGAGAGGGCAUCUGCAGGUGCUACUUUUUAUGUUGCAGUCGGAGCUGACGACGUGAGUGGAGCUGCAGAAGAUGCAUUCAUUGUCAUCUGGUUGCAUGCAUAGGUUCAGCCUAAUCACUUUAAAAAGUAUGCAUAAGGAUCCAGCUAAGUUGACAAAUUUAUUCCUGAUGUGUGGCAAUGCUUUGCAUCAUUUCUUUGCAUAAUUACAGUCAUAUCUUCACUAUUCACUAACAUUUAUCUCUGUAUGCAUUUAAGUUUAAUUCAUUUCAUUUAUUUCCUGUAUAAAACAGGUCAUCAUUCAGGAACUCUGCUGUCUCCAGCUUCACAGUGUUAUAUUUGCUACCUUGAGCUCUUUUCUUGAGAUGUAGUGUAGCCUUCAUUGGGGUAGAUGUUCCCACUUUUUGACUUAACCCCACACCCAAAACUCUCAUCCUCGAGACCUCCACUCAUUGCCAAGUUAACGUAACACCAGUCAGCUGUAAUAUUAGAAACACCUGCAUCAGACCUACCUUCAUUCAAGGAAAAUCACGUCUUUGACCUCAAACGAGGGGGGGGUGGAGUAGUCCUGUGAUGUGUGGCACUGUGAGGUUAACAGAUGUAGCUUUGGGUUGUAAAGUGUGCAGACCAAUACACAACAUUGUAUUCUAUGAUCCAUUUCACGUGGUCCUGUGCAUUUCUGAGUGCAUUUAAUGUUGUGGCUUUUUGUCAUGUUACAACCACCAACCUCAGUGUUUUUUUUAUUUGGAAUUUAUGUGAUGGACAAACAUAAAAUGGCACACCAUUAUGAAUGGAAAAUGAUGCAUUGAGUUUACACAAAAAUCUGAAAAGUGUGGUGUGUGUUCAGCCCUCCUGAAUGAAUGCUUUAUAGAAGCAUCUUUUGCUGCAGUUACAGCUGACAGUCUGUUGUGGACUGAAAUAUUUCUGUUCUUCCUCACAAAGUAGCUCAAGCGCAGUCAAAUUGGAUGGAGAGCAUCUGUGAACAACAGCUUCUCACUUGGGUUUAGCGCUGGACUUUGACUGGGCCAUUCUAUCAUGGCAAUAAACCACUCCAUGGUAGCUCUGGCUGGAUGUUUAGGGUUGCUGUCCUGCUGAAAGGUGAGACUAUGCCACGGUCACAAGUCUUUUGCAGCCUCUCGCAUGUUUUCUACCAACACUUCCCAGUAUUGGGAUGCAUCCAUCUUCCCACUAAAGCAAAGCAGCUUCCCAAUCUCAGCUAAAGAACAUAAUCCCCACAGCGUGAUACUGCCACCAUUGUUUCAGAGUGAGGAUGGUGUUUUGCAUGUGGACCAAAAAAUUUGAACAUGGUCUCAUCUGACCAGAGAACCUUUUUAUGUGUUUUCUGUGUUCCCUACAUAGCUUGUGGAAAAUGGGAUUUCUUACUGCUUUCUCCCAGAGAGACUUAUUUCUCCCAGGCCCGGAAUUCUUGCAGCUUGUUCUCAACCCGUUAACGUGGCAGAACUUUUUUUUUUUUGCCGUGCUGUGUCCAAAAACUACUUCGUGAUUGGUCAGAAAUGUCAGUUGCAGGGAAUUUACAGGCCUUUAUGCUCUCCUUCCCCGACUUGUCAGGUUAGGUGGGCAGCUAUGUCUGAAUUUGACAUUGCUCGCUCGGCGAUCCUUUCGCUGAUCCGGGUUUGUAAGAUUGUCUGGUUUUCCUCCAUGUCCAGGUGAAAGAACUAAUUAUUUCAGCUCAGUUUUACACAGCCUGGCUGUUUUUGGAGGCAUUUUUUCCCUUUAGUGCUCAGGGUGCAGGAUGGAUGUAUAACCUCCAUCCUGCACUGUCCAGGUGUUAAACUGACCUGUUUCUGAGUUCCACCUUUGGUGUUCCUUAAAAUUAGGUUCUAACUUAGGAUAAUGGAGUCGUGCCGUUUCAGAAAUCGUCCAUGUCAGCAAUUCGAUACGUCGAAAACAUAUUCUUUGUCCCUCCAGCCCUGCUGUCUUGGAUCUGGUGAGGCUAUUUGUUCAGACCUCUGAGGCCUUCACAGAGUAGCUGGAUAUUAUAUAUUAUACUGAGAUUAAAUUACAAAAGUGGGCUCGGUUUGCCAACUGGACUGUCUUUACAGGAAGUUAGUUACUCUGGGCUUUAUUUAGAGAGAUUGGAAUAAAAGGGGGCUGAAUACAAGUGCACGGCACAUUUUUCUGAUUUUUAUUUGUAAAACAUUGCGUCUUUGGUCUGUUACAAAGAAAUCCAUUGAAGUUGCUGUGUAAUCUGACAGAAGGUUAAAAAAGUACUUGAGUAAAUCACUCUGUGACUGUGUUCACACCUAAAGAUAUAUUAGCAUAUCCUGAAACAUUUCAGGUGUGACUUGGACUCGAACUGCUGCUGGCUGCCCUGUCACUUCUGUAAAUAAGUGUUACCUUUGUGCCUUUCAAUAACCAUUGGUCUUGUUCCAUAGUCAGUUGCUUGACAGUCUAAACCUGGAGCAGGAGGUGCUUUAAAACAGUCCAUUCAGAUGAGACUGGAAGAAUAACCAUGGAGGUGCAGAAGCUGUGAGCUCAUUAACCUUGUUGCACAUUAAAGAUGGCAGUUUAGUAGUGCUGCGUCGAAUUAGGAGCCGAUCAAUAAAUUAGGUUAUACGUUAGUUACUGUUCUCAAUCACUAAUGCAUGCAUUAGUCUUUGUCAUAUAGUAUUGAGUUGUUAGUGGGUUAGUAGGUUGUUUUCUGCUUUAGGCACAGCUGGGGCAAGAUGCCUUUACAACUCGCUGUCCAACACAGGUUCUGGUCUGCAGCUGGAUUAACAAAUAGGAGAGUUAUUCCUUUACCGUAAGCACAUUUUAACUUAAUAAUCUAAUACCCCACAGAGACGUCUGUAUUAAAAACAUUACCGCAGCAGGAUAGUAUGUUGAAUUUACUGAGUUUUCCCACAAAAGAAGGCUUUUUAUGACAGGUGGAGGCAGGCAGUGUGGUUCCCUUCAACAUGAUUUGAGAAAAUGCAACAGUGAAAUGUCCUGGAAAGUGUAAAUAUACGAUCUUUCCAGGAUGAUCAUUGGAAAGUUUCAUCCGUCUUAAUUUAGUCAACAUCACACAUGCGUUAAAUAUUUUCCGUAUGUUUUUAAAAGAAAGUUUAUAGCCAAUGAAUGACAGACUCUGUGACCAACAUCCUGGUGUUAUCCAGGUUGUUUUAGUGUUUUUAAAGUCAACAAGGUCACAGUGGGUGUUUUUUUUUUUUUUUUUUUUGUGGGGGCGGGUUGAUCCUAAUCUAUCAUAUUGCAUCAGGGUCGAGUGACCCAAACGGAGCAACACCAACAUAAAUGAAAAUGAGCAAAUGAUGUACAAUUAAAUAAAGUUGUACAUGAAAUUUGUGAAAUAAUUUAGCUUUUAAAGAUAAUAAUAAUGCAAUACAAAACAGAAGUGGGUUAGGAUGAAAUGGUGACUCAUGGAUAUGAAUUAGGGAAGGGGUGAACAGAUCAUUACUACCUGUUAGCUUCUUCAGCUCCAUAGUGAACUGAUCAGUACUUUGAUUUCUUCAGACAUAAAAUCCUAAAUUUGGGGAUGUACAUUUCCUGGGUUACUCGAAGAGCCCCUCUGCUGUGUGACACAGAGGCUUUUAUUUAUUUACACCCAACUGCUCUCCGCCCUUCUGCAGAGGUGACUAUAGCGUCAGGGAAACGUUUCUCCUGCAGGUUUUGGUAGGGGUGCACCGAUUGCAUUAUUCUGGCCGAUCAUAGACACCGCUUUUAUUUUAUAUAACCGACACUGUCAGUUAUAAGGUCACAAUACAACUUUAUUGUUUCAAUUUUAUGUUGCCUACAGUGGGCUGACUAUUGUUAAUGUGUAGACGUGACCUGGUGAGCAGGUCUGUCAGGCCUCUCUCACUGUGGGGGACAGUGAGAGAUUUUCAGAUCUUUCAGGAGGUGGAAAAAAUCAGUAGAUAAAGAUCGGUUUUACAUGCAAGUAUCGGCCCAUCGCCGAUCACCCAAAGCUAAGGAAAUCGGGGCCGAUCGAUCGUUGCACCCCUAGUUUUUGGCAUCCUGCUGGUGCUUUGGCAUUCUCACAGAAAUGUAGGACCUUCCAAAAUUCAUUUCAUGUUUUUCCAAUAUUUGUUUUACCUAAAUUUGUUUGUUUGAAAAAAAAAAGCAGUUGCAUCCUAAAACUGAAAUUCAAACAAAAUUGAGGGAGUAUCGUACAGUGGAGGAGGCAAGAGAUUGCUCCGAGUAAACAGCACUUUAAUCGUGUAUUUGUGCUCUGCAGUGGUGUCUGAAAGUGUUAGGUCAGUGACAUAUGAUAUUUGUUUGCCCUUUACUCCAAAAUAUUGGACUUGAAAUAGAAAUCCUGACCUGAACAUAUCUGACCAGUGGUGAAAAUUCUCAUUUUACUGUCAUUUGUCAAGCUUUUAUACUCAAUCUACAGGUUUCCAAACUUUUCAUAAGUGUUAAAAACCUGACCAUAUUAUAUAAUUGCUGAUAACCAAUAUCCUGCAAAGAGCAAACAGAUGAAAAUGUCCCACUCUCCAAACACGUGUGCAAGGCUGAAGACGGUGAAACCUACAAGUGUUAGAAUAAAAACGGCGGUGGUUCAGAAGCAUUUCACAUGGAUGGAGUAGUGUUCUCAGUCUCAGUGCGUUGUGUGGGAGAAUGAUGGCGUAUGGACAGAACCAGCGAAGGGGUGCAGAGUCGAAUGUGAGGGGUGACCACCGUGACUCCUAUGAACAUUCUUUCUCUGCCCCCACAAUCCCUCUUUUUUCUCAGGCAGGCCCUUCUACGAGGAGAGUCCCAGGAGCCUCUCGUCCCAGUUUUCCCCAUGGGAAAUAUCCAGCAGUAGAACAUUUACUGUUUAGCCGGCAGAUUUAGGAGAAAGAUAAAACAAAGUAUAUCUUAAUGGAUUAACUGCCUGCUUGUCGUCUUACACUUGCACCACCCCGUGUUGUCACACAACGCCCGGUCAUAAAAACACACAUUAAACCAGCACUGCCUCUGUGCAGCAAACAAAAUAAGGUCUUUGUGUAUGUUGUUUGGUCUCACUGCAAGACUCAAUGAAUUGUAUCUGUUUUUACCACAUUUUCACUGCUGUGACAUUACUGAGUCACUAUUGGAGCUUGAAAUAUGAGUUCAAAAGCAACAGCAAUACCCCUGGAUGUAGUGCUCCUACAUCCGCCUCCAGCAGCCCGACCACAGAGCAUCUUUUGGUUUCACUUUGUUUAUCUUCCCACAGAGAUAUAAAUAUAUUGUAAAAAAAAAAGUAGAAUCAAAGCUUGGUUACGUGCUAUAUGCAAGCAGAAAACGAAGAUGUAUGAAAGAGUUAUUUUCAUUCUUACUUCUCCCUAAUAUGCAAUGGAGUGUAGUUCAACAAUGGUUGCAAUCCUGUCACUUUAAUGCUGUAUAUGCACAUUAGUUGCAGUGUUAAUGUGGGAAUUGACACUGAUGGGAGCUAAUUGUCACUCUUCAGCACCAUUGUGUUCCCAGAACGCCUUGUUCGUUUUGGCCCAUCACAGGAAAUAAAAUGGGGCCCUUUUAAAUCCGGGGCCAGCGCAGACUGAGGAAGCUGUCUCAGACGAAUAUCGCCGCUCUCCUUUCUUCUUCUGCUUUUUCCUCACUGUUUGUUUCCUUUGUUUUAAUCUUCUGCUGUCUGAUAGGAUGUGGAGCGUGUAAAUGGCAUUAUUAGUUUCACAUUUCAGUGUCCGUUCUGUGUAUCCGCUUAACCAUUCAAGACAAGUAAACCCGUUGUUUUUCAGUAUAACCUGUUCAUUUUUAAUGAGAGCCGUACGAAGCGACACUUGUAGCUGUCACUCUUGGUGCUUGGCUUAUGCUUCAUUGUCUUAAUAUUCCAAAUAAAACUGUUAAGUGUAAUCCACACUGGCCCAAGAGGUAAAAA
Girardinichthys multiradiatus is the source of this 8718-nucleotide messenger RNA. It is a transcript of the gene socs5b, whose product is annotated as suppressor of cytokine signaling 5b. The transcript has 2 exons. Gene Ontology annotation, biological process: intracellular signal transduction; phosphatidylinositol phosphate biosynthetic process. Gene Ontology annotation, molecular function: 1-phosphatidylinositol-3-kinase regulator activity. Bases 772 to 2436 code for a protein of 554 amino acids. Lineage: Eukaryota; Metazoa; Chordata; Actinopteri; Cyprinodontiformes; Goodeidae. Gene Ontology annotation, cellular component: phosphatidylinositol 3-kinase complex. The record is from RefSeq and is a predicted model, not a curated record.